This is a messenger RNA of Chionomys nivalis (European snow vole), 2319 nucleotides long. It is a transcript of the gene Haus2, whose product is annotated as HAUS augmin like complex subunit 2. Gene Ontology annotation, biological process: centrosome cycle; spindle assembly; microtubule nucleation. NCBI's taxonomy places the organism in Eukaryota, Metazoa, Chordata, Mammalia, Rodentia, Cricetidae. The record is from RefSeq and is a predicted model, not a curated record. Gene Ontology annotation, cellular component: centrosome; HAUS complex; mitotic spindle microtubule. The transcript is spliced from 6 exons. The coding region runs from base 59 to 763 and encodes 234 amino acids.
CGAUCGUUCGUUGUGUGCCUCUCACUCCCCGCGCCAGUUCCAGAAGUGUGGAGGAGCCAUGGCUGCCGCGAACCCGUGGGACCCGGCGUCCUCGCCGAGUGCGGCUGGGCUACUGCUGAACCGCUGGGUGACUUCGGGGAUGGUCACUGAGGAAAUGUUAGGUACAUCUAAGAAAAUGGUUCCUUGCUUUGAGAACUUCUCCAGAUCACAGCAGAUCUCAGACAUGAAAGCUAAAAUCCACCAGAACAACCUGGAGAUUGAACUUCUGGAAUUGGAAAAGGAUACAGCAGAUCUUAUUCAUCCUUCCUGUUUGGUUGAGAAGUGUGAUACCCUGCAAAGCAUGAAUAGUCAUCUGGAAGCCGUGCUAAAAGAGAAGCGGGCCAUCAGGCAAAGACUGCUGAGACCCAUCUGCCAGGAGAACUUGCCAAUGGAAGCUGUUUAUCACAGACAUAUGGUACAUUUGUUGGAAUUGGCUGUGACUUUCAUUGAGAAAUUAGAAGCCCAUCUUGAAACAAUUAGAAAUAUCCCUCAUUUAAAUGCAAACCUAGCGGAAAUGAGAAAGGCUUUAUCCAAGAUGGACAAUUUGGUGAACGAGACAGAAGAACUGACAGAGAAUAUACUCAGGUGGCGAGAACAACAGAAGGAAAUUUCUUUGUGUGUCCCCAAAAUCCUUGCUGAGGAAAAUUAUCUUCACAAACUUGAUAGAGUACCUCCUUCACCUUUUGUUUCUAAAGCCCAUGCCCAAACUGUUAAUGCCAAGUGAUUGCCAUAUUUACUUUUGCUUAAUUACGUGAAGUCAAAGAAGUCCGUUUCCAGGUGAUAUGUGACAGGGAGAUUUGGUAGACUUUGUUGUUAGCCACUCUGAAAAAGCCCUCUUCUAUGGAAUGCCGGGGCCAGGGAGAUGUCAGCAGGAAAAGCUCCUGCUUCAAUCCCUGGGAUCCACAUACCACUUUUUCAUAUGUUCCUCUCUUUGAUAAAGCUACAAAAAAUCAAAUAUAUGUGUGUUAACCUAUUAUCAGUGAAUUAGACACUCAUCAGACAGAAUCUGUAUUAUGAUUCUGUGUCGUGUCUUUUAAAAACAUUUCUGAAUUGGAAUAUCCUGAGUCUGAAGAUUUUUGUGGUGACUAUCCCUGUUGAGAUUGUUGAGAUUGCGGAAUGGUCACACAGCGGGCCUGUUGCCCCUGAAGUCUUUUUUUUUUUUUUUUUUUUUUUUUUUGGUUUUUCGAGACAGGGUUUCUCUGUGGCUUUGGAGCCCCUGAAGUCUUAGUUCCAUGGCUGGCACACCGAUGAGACAGGCCGUGUGACCAGGCUGUGCAGGGAGGCUUCUGUGGGACACUUGCUUUCCUUCUGAGAGUCUAGGAUGCUGGUAUAUACCAAGCAGAAAGUAUCUUUGCUACUGGUCCCUGAAAAAAUCCUGGAGUACCACAUCCAUAACAAUUUUGGUGUAGACAGCAUUUCACAGAGUCACAGUUCGAUUGCUGUACUAGUUCACGGCUGGAGCGUGGUGACACGAGGUCUCACAUAUCCUCUUAGCAGAUCACUGGACCUGCUUGUCUUCUCAGGAGUGCCUGGGAGACAAAUGCUGAGCAUGAAGAACGAUGAGGGGGGAAGAAAAGGCAUAUUGCAAUCAAAUUUAGAAGUUUUUGUUUUGAUACUUCUUAUAUGUAGCCAAGGUAGAACUUGAACUUACUAUGUAGCCCAGGCCUUCCGAGUGCUGGAAUCACAGACAUGUGCCAUCACAUCCAGCUAAAGUUUGUAAUGGAAUAUAUGAUAUAUUUUACCUACCUAGGGCUAGUCAUAAAAUUAGAGACUAGUCUACUUAAAGUAGAAUAGUAACAACUACCUCAAGCUGUUCUCGCUCGCUACUUACAGUAGUAAGUACUCUGGCUUAUGUUUAAACUGGGUUCUGUUUUCCUUUGAAAUGUGUGCACCAGUGUGUCCAUCCUGUUGCAUUCUGUGUCAUGGAGUUCAGCGAACCUUCUGUUCAUCACAUGUUCAAUAUAAGGCUUCACCUGUUAGAUAGUAAAAUAGAUGUCCCAAACAGGAUCCUUAACCCUAUACCCUGAAAAAAAAAAAAAAACUAUUAAAAACAGCAGAUCAUUAUUUUGAGAGUCUACAGCUUUUACAAAUGUACCGUGCAAAAGUGGUGUUGAGAUUUUGACCAUCACCCAGAUAACUGAUCAAAAUCCUUAUUUGUAUUUUAUCUCAAAUCUUUUUAAAUACCUAUUCAUUUUCCUUGUAUAUUAUGUGUAGAUAUAUUCAUUAUCAUGUUACCACUAUUGUUACCCUGUUGGUUUUGUAUCUAUAUUUUCUAUUAAU